Hemiscyllium ocellatum (epaulette shark) is the source of this 2077-nucleotide messenger RNA. RefSeq names its product cell division cycle associated 3 (gene cdca3). The transcript is spliced from 7 exons. NCBI's taxonomy places the organism in Eukaryota, Metazoa, Chordata, Chondrichthyes, Orectolobiformes, Hemiscylliidae. The record is from RefSeq and is a predicted model, not a curated record. Bases 1 to 1413 code for a protein of 470 amino acids.
AUGGCGUUUGAACGGACCAAUCGGCGGCCCCCGGCGCGCCGCGAGGCCACUCGCGAUUGGUCAGCACCGUCCGGGCUGAGAGGCGAUUGGUCGGACGACUCCUUCUACCCUCCCCUACACGAAAGCCGGCGCCACCCACGUGGGGCGGGGCUUGGGCCCGAUUGGUCGGCUUGUGGCGGGCGGGCCCUCCAAUCGGAGGCGUCGCUCGCCACCGCAUUGUCUGGUUGGCCCCCUCCCCCCGCAGGCGCCCGGUCUGCGAAUCGCCGAUUGGCCGGGCGUCACAAAGGGCGGCGCGUCACCUCACGGUCCCCGCCCGCCGAUUGGUUGGAGCCGGCGGAGGAGGCGGGUCCCGCCGGGAAACUGCGCAGGCGCCGUCCCGGCAUUGGCGGGCUCGCCGCCGGCCCCGCGCCUGCGCGCUCUCUGGCGCUGCUGCUGCUGCCACCGGCGCAGGCGCAGUUCGCCUUUCCCUUGUUGUGGGGGGGAAUAGUCGACGUUGACGUCACGCGGGUCCACCUCACUGAGGGAAGGGGGAGCGAGAGAGAGAGCGCACGCGGGCGCGGGAGAGAGAUCGCCAUGGGCACAUCGGGCAGCACCUGCGCCGAGACCCCGCUGCGACCGCCCCACCGCAACCGCCACCUGGCCCACGCCCUGGACCCCCGCUCGCCCAGCGCUGGCAUCCUGAGGACCCCCAUCGAGGUUCUGUCCCAGCCCAGCCCAGGCGACGCCGGGGGCCGGCAGGAAGUGGAGCAGGCGGCAACUGCAGCCCCGCCGGUAAGAGCUGGGGGGCCGAGCACUCCGCGGCCCCCAGACCCCCGCUCUCCCACCCCCGGGGUGGUCCGCACCCCCUUCGCCUUCUCGGUCACAGCCAGGUUGAGCCGCCUGGCGAGACAGCUGAGCGGGGUGUUCCUGAGGGACGACGAGGAGGAGGAGGUGGCGGCAGAGAGGGACGCUCUCCCGGGCGGCCGAGACGCUGAGGACCAGUGCGAGGCUGAGGACCCGCUGGUGGAGCAGCUGCUGGACUGCGAGGAGGAGGGGGAAGCAGAUGGGGCUGAGACCCCCACAGUCAGAGAGCGCAGCCCCCCUCAGCAAGAGGCUGCCCCUCCCUCUGUCAGGACGGGACUGAGCGGGGAAGCCAGCCUAGUCUACAGGGAGUCUCCAUCACCAGCAGCCCCCACUCUCUCCAAGAGGAAACCUCUCAUCAGCUUCCAGAGCCCAGGCACAGUCCGAAGCCCCCUCCAGCCCCUAGCUGGGGGCAACUCUCCACAUCUGGCCCUCGCCCACCGUCAGAUUCCCAAACUCCAGGCGGAGCGGCUGCAGGACGCUGAGGUGCUGAAAGCUGGAAGCCCGACCCGUAUCAUCUACCAAGACAAGGAGAACACCUACUGCCUCAUGGGGAGACUCUGUCAGCCCUGACACACCCUCUCUCACGCUCUCUCUGUCUGUCCUCCAGCUCCCCCUGGGCUGUGGGGCGGGUGAUCACAGCCCUUCCUGCACCAUACACUGGGGUCUGAAAGUGUGCACUGACUGCAGACCUGUGUGUGUGUGUCUCUCUCUCUCUCUCUCUCUCUCUCCGCGUGUGUGUGUCUCUCUCUCUCUCUCUCUCUCUCUCUCUCUCCGCGUGUCUGUGUCUCUCUCUCUCUCUGUGUGUCUGUGUGUGUGUGUCUCUCUCUCUCUCCCUCCCUGUGUGUGUGUGUCUCUCUCUCUCUCUCCCUGUGUGUGUCUCUCUGUGUCUCUGUGUAUGUGUCUCUCUCUCUCUCUGUGCGUGUCCCUCUCUGUGUGUCUCUCUCUCUCGUCUAUAUGACAGUAACUAACAUUCCACCCGGGUCUGCCAGCCCUUCUCCCUCCCUCUGCCCCCUACUGUUUGUAAACACUACCCUCUUGGAGCUCUGCCCACCUGGUGGGUGUGUGUGGGCAGCCACUGCCUGGUCUGUGCAGGGCACUGGGAGAUGGCACUGACUGCCUCAGUCUGUCUGUGCUUCACCCCCUGUCCCGUUCCCACUGCUCCAGGGAACAUUGGGAUCUUGUUAUUACGUAUGCCUGUUCCAAGUGUUGAAUAAAGUUUAUAUUUCAGAACUGA